AUGGAAACAACUACAUCUUUUACACCUUCCAGAUCUUCUACAUCUUUUACAUCAUCUAUAACUUCUACAUCUUCUACAUCUUCUACACUUUUUACAUUUUCUACACCUCGUGUCGCAAGAAUUCAAUUUUAUGAUUAUUUAUAUACUAGAAAUUUGAAAAAUGAUUAUAGAAUUGGGUUAAGCGAAAAUUUGUGGAAAGAAUUAAUUCGAGAAUCAGAUAACGAUAAUGAAAGUCAAACAAUAAUAAAAUCAUCCAUUUGUGAUAAUGUUUGUUAUGUUUCUCAAGAUUUUGCCAAACGAAAUAAUCUUUACAAUGGAGCUAUAGUCGAAGUUAAUAAUGCAAAUCCUGUUGAAUUGGAUGAAGUCAUUCUUGGCACAUUGACUUAUGAGUCAUAUGAAUUAUCAUUAAGAGAUCCAAUCACAAUUUCAAAAUAUUUUCAAAAUUCUUCUUCUACUCCAAUCAUAAUUCGCCAAGGACAAACUUAUUCUUUACAAAAUUUAUCUUCCACCACCACUGAAGAUGAUAUAUCAUCUUUUGAAUUUAAAGUUUUAAUGUGUAAUCCAGUUUUACAAGGCAUUAUUACAGAUCAGACUGAUUUCAUUAUAACAGAUAUAUCUGAAGAUGCAUUAUAUGAUAUUUAUUAUGAUGAUCAAUAUAAUUUGGAAUCUAAUAAUUUAGAUGAUCAGAAUGAAUUGUUGGAUCAAAAUAUUUUAGAUCUUAAAGAUGAUGAUGGUUUAAAUUUUUUAUUGGCAAAUCUUGAUGUAGGUGAACAAGAUCAAUUAAUUGAAGAAGAAGAAUUUGAAAGAAAUUUAUCUCAUAGUUUUUUCCCUAUUGCUUUGACAUAUCCUUUUCCCACAAAUAUUUUACAACCAACUCCAAAUGAAAAAGAAGAUUCAGAAUCAAGAGUUCUAGUUAGUUUAAAAGAACUAGCAAAAUUAGGAUUACAGAGUGGAAGUUGGGUUUUAAUAUCAGGAUCUAAAAUCGAGAAAACCAGAAUGUGUCGAAUUUAUGCUGUUGAUGUACCAUCUCUAAUUGAGUUGAUAUCAAGAAUAGCUUCUCCACAUUCUACUGAUAGAAAUAUUUAUAAUGCUAGUAUUAAUGGUUUGAAAAAGUGGUUCGAAGAUGCUAAAAGGAUAGUUUGUGAAGGUGAUAUAAUACCAAUCCCUAUAGAUGCUCGUUUAAAACCUCAAAGAAGUGAAGGAGAUAUUGAAGAAAUUGAAAACAUUCAUAUCUCUACUAAACCAAUUAAAUUUAAUAUUAUUGUAUAUUUUAAAGUAUCCAAAAUUAAUUUAAAAAAGAAGAAAAAAUGUAUGAUCUAUGGAUAUGGUAGACAAGUUGACUCAAAAAAUACUCGAUUAAUGCAAACCGGAUUGGAACAUUCUAAAGUACCCGUUUUGAAACUUUAUUUUAAUAUUGUUACUGAAACUCCAAGCUUUUCUCAUAUUAAUCCAAUUCUCACUGCUCCUGAAACUCCUUUUACAAAAUUAUUUGAACUUAUUUCUUCUUGUUUACAUCCAAAUGCUACUUCAUUAAACCUUAGUUGUACUGUUUUAUUACAUGGAUCUCGGGGUUGUGGUAAAAAGACAAUUGUUGAAUGGGUUGCUGAACGCGUUGGUGUACAUGUUUAUGAAGUAAAUUGUUUUGAAUUUUCUGGUGAAUCCGAUUCAAAAACUGAAUCUUCCCUUCGAGCAAAAAUUGAUAAGGCCGUAACAUUUUCUCCUUGUAUAUUUUUAUUACGUCAUAUCGAUGCAUUGGCGAGAAAAAGUGUAGCAUUAGAAACUGGUCAAGAACCAUCUAUCUCUUCCGUAUUACAAGAUAGUUUUAAACAAUUAUUAGAAAAUUUUCAAACAAUUGGUUAUCCAGUUCUUGUGGUAGGUACUACGGGUGAUAUUGAGAAAAUACCAGCUAGUGUUAUAAGUUGUUUUAGGCAUGAAAUUUCAUUUGAAGCUCCUGAUGAACCUUGUAGAUUAGCAAUAUUAGAACAUUUGACUAGAGAAAUUCCUAUUGCACCUGAUGUAUCAUUAUCUUCAUUAGCAACUCAAACUGCUGCAUUGGUUGCAAAAGAUUUAGUAGAUUUAGUUGCGAGGGCUGGAUUCGUAGCACAUGAGAGAGUUAAAAAAUCUUUAAUCGAAACAAAUAAGUCAUUAAAGGAUAGUGAUCUUGUAUACGCGGGUAUUGCAUUGACGGCAGAUGAUUUUAAUGAAGCUUUAACUAAAGCUAGAUCAUCAUAUUCUGAUAGUAUCGGAGCUCCUAAAAUUCCAAAUGUUACUUGGGAUGAUGUUGGAGGUCUCGCAUCUAUUAAAGAUGAUAUUUUAGAUACUAUUCAAUUACCAUUAGAACAUCCAGAAUUAUUUGCAACUGGAAUGAAAAAGAGAUCAGGAAUUUUACUUUACGGUCCACCAGGAACUGGGAAAACUUUAUUGGCUAAAGCAGUUGCCACAUCUUGUUCACUUAAUUUCUUUUCUGUGAAAGGUCCCGAAUUAUUAAAUAUGUAUAUUGGUGAAUCUGAAGCUAAUGUACGUAGAGUUUUUCAACGAGCUAGAGAUGCCAAACCUUGUGUUAUCUUUUUUGAUGAAUUAGAUUCUGUUGCUCCUAAACGAGGAGAAAAAGGAGAUUCAGGUGGUGUAAUGGAUAGAAUUGUUAGUCAAUUAUUAGCUGAAUUAGAUGGAAUGGGUCAAGGUGGUGGUACGACAGAUGUAUUUGUUAUUGGAGCUACCAAUCGUCCAGAUUUAUUGGAUCCUGCACUAUUGAGACCUGGAAGGUUUGAUAAGCUUCUUUACCUUGGUGUAAGUGAAGAUCACGAUACACAACUUAAUAUUAUUCAAGCACUUACAAGAAAAUUCCGUUUACAUCCAUCAUUAAAUCUUCGUUCUGUGGCAGAAAAAUGUCCAUUCAAUUAUACAGGUGCAGAUUUUUAUGCACUUUGUUCUGAUGCUGUGCUUAAAGCCAUGUCUAGAACAGCAGAGAAAGUAGAAGCCAAAGUUGCUCAAUUGAAUUCAAAUCCCAAACCAAAUCUUCCCCAACCGAUAACAUCACAAUACUAUUUAAAUCAUCUUGCCUCACCCGAGGAUACUUUGGUAGAAGUGAUUCAAGAAGAUUUCGAAAAAGCCUUACGAGAAUUAGUUCCUUCGGUUUCAGAAAAAGAAUUAGAAUAUUAUCGUACGGUACAAAUGAGAUUUACCCAACAAGUAGAAUCUAAACAACAACAAAUGAAUAAAGAAGAACCAAAUAUUGUUAUCAAUCAAUCACCACAAUUAAAUCCACCAUUAGAAUAUAAUGAACAGAUUAAUAUCGGUGUUGGUGUUGGUGGUUCUAGCAGCAGUUAUAGUUAUAAUAACAAUAUAAAUAAUAAUGGAACAAUUGAGUUUGAAGAAUCUCCUUAUGUUGUUGAUUCAAUAAAAAAGGGUAAAGGAAAGGAUAGAGCUGAAUGA
Molecule: messenger RNA, 3432 nt
Organism: Diversispora eburnea
Lineage: Eukaryota; Fungi; Glomeromycota; Glomeromycetes; Diversisporales; Diversisporaceae
Source: the annotation of a GenBank genome assembly